GAAUGGGGAGAGUGUAUGUGCCAAUUCGAGCUUCUUGAACAUUUUUAGCGCGAAAUUUGUGGACAAGUCGCGGAGUCUCCAUAUAUUUUACAAUACGCCCAUUUUAUCCCAUGCAACUGAUGUACCCUGCAAUUCCCAAGUGACCACAGCAGCACUUAAACAAUCUCAAGUUCUACUGUUCCAGUCGUGCUUGCACGUUGGAGCGACGAUGGUCAAUCUUAGCGAGGUGAAAGGAAACACGCGCGACAACAGGACCGCGGCGCAUACACAUAUCAAGGGUCUGGGAUUACGGUCUGAUGGCACUGCUGAGACCUCUGGACAUGGCUUCGUUGGCCAAAUGGCCGCGCGUGAGGCUUGUGGUGUUGUCGUCGACCUCAUCAAGGCCAAAAAGAUGUCGGGACGAGCAGUACUGUUAGCGGGCGGCCCAGGCACUGGAAAGACAGCAUUGGCACUGGCAGUAUCGCAAGAACUUGGGACGAAAGUGCCAUUCUGUCCGAUUGUUGGCAGCGAAGUAUAUUCCACCGAGGUUAAGAAGACAGAAGCGUUGAUGGAAAAUUUCAGAAGAGCAAUCGGCCUGCGCGUUCGCGAAAUGAAAGAAGUCUACGAAGGCGAAGUCACAGAACUCAUUCCCGAAGAAGCAGAGAAUCCACUAGGAGGCUACGGCCGCACUAUUUCCCACCUCAUAAUCACACUCAAAUCCGCCAAAGGAACGAAGAAAUUGCGGUUAGAUCCCAGCAUAUACGAGGCCAUUCAGAAAGAGAGAGUUACUGUGGGGGACGUAGUCUACAUCGAAGCAAACACCGGCGCAUGCAAACGAGUCGGUCGAUCCGAUGCGUAUGCGACCGAGUUCGACCUAGAGGCUGAAGAAUACGUGCCAGUCCCCAAAGGAGAGGUACACAAGAAGAAAGAAGUCGUGCAAGACGUGACGUUACAUGAUCUCGAUAUCGCCAACGCGCGGCCUCAGGGUGGUCAGGAUGUUAUGAGUAUGAUGGGCCAGCUGAUGAAGCCGAAGAAGACGGAAAUCACAGACAAACUGAGGGCCGAGAUCAACAAGGUGGUCAGCAAAUAUAUUGACCAGGGCGUCGCGGAGCUCGUCCCUGGUGUACUCUUCAUCGACGAGGUCCACAUGCUCGACAUUGAAUGCUUCACCUACCUCAACCGCGCUCUCGAAUCUCCCAUCUCUCCAAUCGUCAUUCUGGCUUCGAACAGAGGAAACACCGUCAUUCGCGGCACCCAGGACAUUACGGGCGCUCACGGAGUGCCGCCGGAUCUAUUGGCCCGCUUGCUCAUCAUUCCCACGCAUCCGUACAAUGCGUCUGAAGUCCAGACGAUCAUUCGUCUCCGCGCAAAGACCGAAGGACUCUCAAUUUCGGACGCUGCUCUGCAGAAAGUUUCCCAGCAUGGCACGAAUGUCUCAUUACGCUACGCCUUGCAGUUGUUGACGCCCAGCAGCAUAUUGGCCAAGGUCAAUGGGAGACAAGAAAUCGCUCCUGAGGAUGUGGCGGAGUGUGAAGAUUUGUUCAUCGAUGCCAGGCGGAGUGCGAAGGUUGUGGAAGCUGGAGGUGGGGCAUUCAUCAGCUGAAAUGACACGAAGAUGGUGUCUGAGAAAUAGCACCUGCACCAGGAAUAGGAGACACCGAGCGUUGGCCUGCUGCAUUCAGUCUGGAUGGAGGUCGACAAGGUCGUCGCUGUUACUGUGCUCGGAUGGACGACCACCACACCAGAUUGAUGUUGUCACACUAUCAAGGCUACGCCGCCGCUGUGACCACCGGUGUCGUUCGCUCUUCGGACGUUGAGAGGCGACAAAGGCGAUUGGAAGCAUCUACAAUGACGGGAUGGCAGACAGAGUACGACGACCACUAGGACAGAUGCGAGA
Messenger RNA from Exophiala viscosa, 1876 nucleotides. Its product is annotated as RuvB-like helicase 1. The transcript is spliced from 4 exons. Gene Ontology annotation, molecular function: ATP binding; ATP hydrolysis activity; DNA helicase activity. Gene Ontology annotation, biological process: box C/D snoRNP assembly; chromatin remodeling; regulation of transcription by RNA polymerase II. Lineage: Eukaryota; Fungi; Ascomycota; Eurotiomycetes; Chaetothyriales; Herpotrichiellaceae. The record is from RefSeq and is a predicted model, not a curated record. The coding region runs from base 209 to 1582 and encodes 457 amino acids. Gene Ontology annotation, cellular component: Ino80 complex; R2TP complex; NuA4 histone acetyltransferase complex.